Diaporthe amygdali is the source of this 1626-nucleotide messenger RNA. Its product is annotated as Cytochrome P450 protein. Bases 1 to 1626 code for a protein of 541 amino acids. The record is from RefSeq and is a predicted model, not a curated record. The transcript is spliced from 6 exons. Gene Ontology annotation, molecular function: monooxygenase activity; oxidoreductase activity, acting on paired donors, with incorporation or reduction of molecular oxygen; heme binding. NCBI's taxonomy places the organism in Eukaryota, Fungi, Ascomycota, Sordariomycetes, Diaporthales, Diaporthaceae.
AUGGCCGUAUGGCCUGCGAUUCAGAAAUUGAUGCACGACAAAGCAUCGGUCGUCUUCCCUUUGCUUUCCCUCAUAGGUCUUUGCAUAUAUUCAGUGUACACUUACGCCCAAAACAGGAGGAAACUUCCACUGCCUCCGAAACCGCGAGGCUUGCCUAUGCUUGGCAACACGAUCGACUUCGUCAAAGCGGCAAAAAAGCAGGAAAUACACUUGCUGCUUCAGAAAUGGGCUGAGCAAUAUGGAGAGGUCAUGCGAGUUCAGGUAGGACCUAUGACAAGUUAUUACAUGAACUCUGAUCAGGCUGUGAAAGCACUGUUCGACAAGUCUUCUGCUCAGACCUCAGAACGUCCUAGAUGGAUUGUUAGCAAUGAGCAACUCUGCAACAAAUGGAAUGUUCUACUGCUUCCUGCCAGUGAUGCCAGGUGGAAGCUUCAGAGGAAGCUUGUCCACUCUGAAAUGACUAGCGUGCCCAUGUCGGAUGCUGGUGUGCCUUUCCUCCACUUCGAGACAGCCAAGUUUCUACAUGAAGUCGCCCAUGACCCUCACGCCGGUACAAACUACCAAGAUUUGUGGACUCAAGUUGGGCGUUACACGUAUAGUAACUUUGCCAUGCAAGCCUUCGGCUUCAGCAUCGACACCGCUGCCGACGAUAGGAUUCAAUACAUCCAUGAGACUGGUGCUCGCCAAAUCUUCGGCACACUCCCAGGAUCACACAUCGUCGAUAUCCUUCCAAUCCUUGAUCGCCUGCCUCUCUGGCUGAAACCGUGGGAACGGUCCGCUCGAGCUCAUUUCCUCAAGGAUCUUCAGUGGUGCCGAAAUCACAUGGUCCAGGUGCAAAAGGAAGACAACCCUCAUAGCAAUUUCUCCAUGCUCAAACGAAUCCUCGCGGACGAGAAGCGCUUGGGCAUCUCUAGCAAUGAUGAGGCCGCAUUUCUCAGCCUUCAGCUGAUUAUUGGAGCGGCUGACACCAGCCGCAUGAGUACAUGGUCUUUCCUCGAGGCCAUGAUGAUUUACCCCGAGGUCUUGAGGCGUGGGCAGGAGCUCCUGGAUGCUGUGGUCGGCGACAGAGUUCCGGAAUGGGAGGACCUGAAGUCCCUGCCUUACGUCAGGUGCCUGAUGAAGGAAGUGUGGCGCUGGAGACCGCCAGUGGCUCUUGGUCAUCCCCACACAACGACCCGAGAGCUUGUAUACAAGGGCAUGCGGAUUCCCACCGGUUCAAGACUUCACCUCAAUGCCUGGGCUAUCCACCACUCGCCGAGUCGCCAUUCCGACCCAGAGAUAUUCGAUCCCACCCGAUACGAGGAUGAUACCCUCACAAGCCAGCAAAGUGCUAAUCUGCCGGAUCCUACCAAGCGCGACCACUUCGCUUUCGGGGCGGGCAGGAGAAUUUGCCCCGGCUUGCACGUUGCAGAGAGGUCACUUGGUGUCGCUAUCAUGCGGAUACUAUGGGCAUUUGAUAUCGGAAUUGCUCCUCGAGCGAAAAUGCCACUGAAUCCGAGUGAUUACCGUGGUUUCAUGCCUGGAAAUCCGGGUGCGGACUUGCCCGUCACGCUCACGGUAAGGACUGAAAGGAAGAGGCAGCUCAUAGAUGCAUACUGGGCGGAACAACAAGCAAAGGGGUACUAG